AUGGACCACAUCCUGUACCCGCCGCCCCCCUCCCUCAGGAAGUGCAGUAACCCUGAGCUGACUCUUGGAUUAUUAAGUCCCGCUCUCAAGUUCAAGCAACACCUGAGCGAGGAUGGAAAGUACGUCCGCAGGAGGAGCCUCGGCGGCGGUCUCACAGGAAAAUACCUCCAGCUGCCGCACAGCCUGCCGCAGACGCAGACGACCCUGCAGCCGCCGUCCGACACGUCAAACCUCAUUCGGAUGCGUUCGCUGAACCUGGGAAAGUCGGACCCCUCCCUCACCUCCAGUUUGAAGGAGCUGAGUCUUCCCAGAAGAGGCAGUUUCCUCACUCCCAGAAGCUUGAGCCCCACUCCCACUAGCCCCUGCAGCCCGUGCAGCCCGCUGCACGCCUUCCAUUUCUGGAGCUGCAGGACCAGCAACAGGAAGAGCCUGAUUGGAAGCGGCCAGUCGUCCGGUCUGACGCGACCUCACUCCCCUCUGUCGUCUCUCACAGGAACGAGCCCACAGGACAGCCCUCGAAACUUCUCCCCCAGUGCCUCUGCUCACUUCUCGUUUGCACGAAGUCACUGCCACAGAGCAGACAGGACCGAUGGCCGCCGCUGGUCUUUGGCCUCCCUUCCCUCCUCUGGAUAUGGAACCAACACCCCCAGUUCCACGAUUUCUUCAUCCUGUUCAUCACAGGAGAAGCUGCACCAGCUGCCCUACCAGCCCACCCCCGAUGAGCUGCACUUCCUCUCCAAGCAUUUCUGCACCGAGAGCAUCUCCGGGGACGAGUGCCGCAGAGCGACCGCCAUGCGACCACGCUCCCGCAGCCUCAGCCCUGGAAGAUCGCCGUCCUGCUACGACCACGAGAUCAUCAUGAUGAAUCACGUCUACAAGGAGCGGUUCCCGAAGGCCACGGCUCAGAUGGAGGAGAAGAUUCAGGAGAUCAUCCGCAGCAACUCUCCAGAGAGCGUCCCGCCUCUGGCGGACGGCGUGCUGGGCUUCGCCCACCAUCAGAUCAUCGAGCUGGCCCGCGACUGUCUGGAGAAGAGUCGGCUCGGACACGUCACGUCCAGCUACUUCUGUGAGCUCACAGACAAGCUGGAGAGGCUGGUUCAGGAGUCCACAGAGAGGUCAGAAAGCGAGGAGGUGAACUUCAUCAGAGAGCUGGCCAAGAAGAUCCUCAUCGUGAUCGCUCGACCGGCUCGGCUGCUGGAGUGUUUGGAGUUUGACCCGGAGGAGUUUUACCACCUCCUGGAGGCAGCUGAAGGACACGCCAAGGAGGGCCAGGGCAUCAAGACGGACAUCCCUCGGUACAUCAUCAGUCAGCUGGGGCUCACCAGAGACCCUCUGGAAGAAAUCGCCCAGCUGACCAGCUGUGACAGCGGCAUCGCUGAAACCCCAGAAACGGAUGAUUCUUCUCAGAGCAUCGGCACGGCGCUGCGAUCCCGGAGGAAACCCUGUGAGCUCGACUUUGAGAUGAUAAAACUCAUCAGUAACGGAGCCUACGGAGCUGUUUAUCUAGUGCGACACAAAGAAACCAAGCAGCGGUUUGCAAUGAAGAAGAUCAACAAGCAGAACCUGAUGCUGAGGAAUCAAAUACAGCAGGCCUUCGUGGAGAGGGACAUCCUGACCUUCGCCGAGAACCCGUUUGUCGUAUCCAUGUACUGCUCCUUCGAGACGCGCCGGCACCUGUGCAUGGUGAUGGAGUACGUGGAAGGUGGAGACUGUGCCACCCUGCUGAAGAACAUGGGCCCGCUGCCUGUGGACAUGGCCCGCAUGUACUUUGCAGAAACCGUCCUGGCUUUGGAGUAUCUCCACAACUACGGCAUCGUCCACAGGGAUCUCAAACCUGACAAUCUGCUGGUGACCUCGAUGGGACACAUCAAGCUGACAGAUUUCGGUCUCUCCAAAGUCGGGCUGAUGAACAUGACCACCAACCUGUACGAGGGACACAUCGAGAAAGACGCCAGAGAGUUCUCCGACAAGCAGGUGUGUGGAACCCCGGAGUACAUCGCUCCUGAGGUCAUCCUCAGACAAGGCUACGGGAAGCCGGUGGACUGGUGGGCCAUGGGAAUAAUCCUCUACGAGUUCCUCGUUGGCUGCGUGCCGUUUUUUGGAGACACUCCGGAGGAGCUGUUUGGACAAGUCAUCAGCGAUGAGAUAAACUGGCCCGAGGGCGAGGAGGCGCCCCCUCUGGACGCUCAGGAGCUCGUCACCUUGCUGCUGAGGCAGAGCCCUCUGGAGAGGCUGGGAACAGGUGGCGCUGCUGAAGUGAAGCAGCAUCAGUUUUUCCACAACCUGGACUGGAACGGGCUCCUGAGGCAGAAGGCCGAGUUCAUUCCCCAGCUGGAGUCUGAGGACGACACCAGCUACUUUGACACUCGCUCUGAGCGGUACCACCACCUGGAGACGGAGGAGGACGACACGAACGAUGAGGACUUCAGCGUGGACCUGCGGCAGUUCUCCUCCUGCUCCCACAGAUUCUCUAAGGUUUACAGCAGCCUGGAUUUGUCCCGCGGACACCUGGAGGAGAAGGGGGAGGCGGAGGAGAAGAAGAGCGAGAGCCCCCUGACGGUGGACUCCCUCAGCUGGACGCCAGACUUCGCUGACAUGCCGUCGCUGUCCCACUCCACCGACUCGGACGGCCUGAACCACGGCCCCCGCUCCGGUCUGCUGCCCAAGUUUGCCAUCUCCGCCGAGAGCGAAGGGGACGACACCUCGGGGCUGGGGGGCCCCAGCAAGGCCUCCUUCUCCGUCGGGGAGCUGCCCCAGGACGAGGUGGACGCCAUCACGCCCGGCAGCAGCCACAGCGGGGCCACGCUGUCAGGAAGUUUCUCUGAACAUCUGGAUCAGCUGACGCCCAGAGGUGAAGACGCCGUGAGCCCCGACAGCACGAGUCCCGCCUCCACAGAUCAGGCCACGCCUCCACGCGUAGAGAGCGCAGCCGCAGAGAAAACGUCGGCUGUGGCGAAACUCCCCAAGUCUGUGUCGACCGGCGCGUUGUCUCUGAUGAUCCCUGCAGACGUCUUCGCCGUGUCUCCUUUGGCCAGCCCUCUCUCUCCGUACUCCCUCUCCUCGGACCCGUCCUCCAGAGACUCCUCCCCCAGCAGAGACUCCUCCCUCUUCAGCGCCAACCCGCGCCAGCCCGUCGUCAUCCACAGCUCCGGGAAGAAGUUCGGCUUCACGCUGAGGGCCAUCCGGGUGUACGCCUGCGACAGCGACAUGUACACCGUCUACCACAUGGUCUGGAACGUGGAGGAGGGCGGCCCGGCCCAGAAAGCAGGACUGAAGGCCGGAGACCUGAUCACCCACGUGAACGGAGAGAGCGUCCACGGUCUGGUUCACACGGAAGUGGUGGAGCUGCUGCUGAAGAGCGGCAGCAAGGUGACCAUCUCCACCACCCCGUUUGAGAACACGUCCAUAAAGACCGGGCCGGCCCGCCGGAACAGCUACAGGAGCAAGAUGGUGAGGUGUGGGAAAAAGCCCAAGAAGGAGAAGACGCCGGAGAGGCGGCGUUCUCUUUUCAGGCGCUUUGCGAUGCAGCCGUCUCCUCUGCUGCACACCAGCCGCAGCUUCUCCUCCCUCAACCACUCCCUUUCCUCCGGUGAGAGUCUCCCUGGCUCCCCCACCCACAGCCUCUCCCCUCGCUCCCCCACCGCCGCCCUCCGCCCCGCACCAGACUUCACCCAGUCAGGUCCAUCUCCAAGACCACGCCGGCCUUCCCGGCCAAGAUCCACUCGCCCCCGACCAUCGUGCGCCACAUCGUCUGCCCCAAAAGCGCCGAGCCGCCGCGCUCCCCCCUCCUGAAGCGGGUCCAGUCUGAGGAGAAGCUGGCCCCCUCCUACACGGGGGACAAGAAGCACCUGUGCCCCCGGAAGCACAGCCUGGAGGUGACUCAGGAGGAGGUGCAGGACGAGGAGCUGAGGGACCACAGCGCCGACGAGACGUGCAGCGAGCCGCUGCCCGUGUCCCGCCUCCGGCCCGUGGAGCAGGGCUGCCUGAAGCGGCCCCCCAGCCGGAAAGUGGGUCGGCAGGAGUCGGUGGAGGAGCUGGACAAGGAGAAGCUCAAGAGUAAGAUGGUGGUGAAGAGACAGGACUGGUCCGAGCGGAGGGAGUCUCUGCAGAAGCAGGACGCCCUGCUGGAAUGUGACGCGCUGCCCCCCUGUGGCGAGGACAGGAGCGACGCCUUCCUGCUCCGGAACAAACCCAAACCCCAGAACCUACCAGAACCGAGCCCCGCCGACGCCAAACCCGCCGCCUCCACCCUGAAGGACGUGCUGUACAAGAAGCUGUCCUCGCGAGUGUCCGACGGCAUCGCCGAGGCUUCCAGCAGCAGCGACAGUGACGGCGGCCCCGCCCACCCCCGCCAGGUGAAGGACGCUCUGAAACCCGAGCGGCUGGACCUGAAGGCCCCCACCAUGGAGUUCACCAGGAAGAGGCUGUCCUUCGAGGAGCGCGACGACUGCAUGUGUCGGCUGUCGCCCGGCAUCCACGACAACCUCCACUUCGGCGCCAUGAGGUCCAAAAGCCUGCAGCUGGACGAGCACCUGAAGGGGGGGGCACACCCCACCCCCGAGGGUCUGAGUCCCAAACUCUUCUCCGGGAGGGGGGAGAGCGCCGUGGAGAAGCUGCAGCUCAUCUCCUCGGCAGAGUCGCAGCUCCGGAAGACGUCGUCGGAGUACAAGCUGGAGGGGCGCCACGUCUCCUCGCUCAAACCUCUGGAGGGAACUCUGGACAUCGGCCUCCUGUCGGGACCCCGAGUUCCCAAAACUGAAACGUUUUUCCCCAAAGUGACGGACAACUGCAGCGACUGUGUCGCCGCAACCUCCCCCGUUUGGCUGCAGAGCCCCACAGAGCGGCAGAAGAGCAUCGCCUCCCUGAGGAGCGCCGACAGGAUGAAGAACCUCGGCGCCGAGGUUGGACCUUCGGGAACCGGGUCGGCGGUUUCCAUGGAAACGGGAGCCGCAGAAGGAAAAAGCUCCGCCGAGAAACCCAGAGAGCCGCUGAAGGCUUCGACCUGCAAACCCGAGGUCUUCACCGCCAAGCAGGAGAGCAGGAGCGGCGCCAAGCCGGAGCACCGAGGCCCACGCCACGCCUCCCACUUCUCCUCCUGCGGGAGAACUCCCUCCAUCCGGGAGGUGAGCAACGAGGACCAGGAGGAGGAGGCCGAGCAGCAGGAGGAAGUGACAUCACAACUCACCAAAACAGGGAGUUCUGCAAAGCAGGAGGCAACGGCAGCUGAAGCAGAGAGGAAGAACUGCGCUCCGCGGGCAGAACCAAGCAGAACCUCCGGUUCCAAAGAUCCGGAGCGGGUCGUCGCUGCCGCAGCGUCAGAGAAAGAUCUGCUGCUGAACUCCGGCUCCACACAGCAGCAGCCGCACGUCCCGAACGCAGGACCCGCUUCUGAGCAGGACGGCCAAACCGCAACCUCUGCACAGAGCAACCGAGCGUCUGCUAGGACGCAACGGAACAUCGCAACGCAACCGAGCGACAACUCAGCUGCAGAAGAUGAGAGAGACGCCGUUUCACCCAACGAAGCCGUCAACACAUCAGAAAACACAGCAGCAAACCUGCAACUUACAGCAAAUGCAACCGUUUGCUGUUCAAGAGGGAAAUCCAGCCCUGAACCGCAACCUGCAACUCAAUUUACGAAGCAACCUGCGGUGCAACCCACAUCACCACUCGCAACACAAUCUGCAACCAAACUGAUGGCAAAACCUACAACACAACCCGCAGUUCAACCCACAUCCCCACUUUCAGCACAGCUUCAGUCAACAGUGCAACCUGCAACAAAACCUGCAACACAACACACAGUCCUACCCAUAUCACCACUUGCAACACAACCAGCAGCUCAACCCGCAACCAAACUAACAACACAAUCUGGAACACAAUUUACAACACAACCCACAGUGACACCUGCAGUUCAACCCACAUCCCCACUUUCAACACAAUCGGCAACGCAACUUGAAAUGCAACUAACAGUCCAACCUAAAACCAAAUUUACGACACGACCCAUAUCACAACUCGGAUCCGAACUUGCAACUCAAUUUUCAACCAAACUGAUGGAACAACCUGCAACACAACCUGCAGUUCAGCCCACAUCCCCACAAUUAAUACAACCUGCAGCACAACUUGGUGCACAACUUCAGGCAACAGUGCAACCUGACACAAAACUUUUAACAAAACCUGCAGCACAACACACAUUCCUAUCGCCAUUGGCAACACAACUUGAGACACAACCUGCAGCUCAACCCACAACAAAACCUACAACACAACCUGGAACACAAUUUGUAGCACAACCCAGAUCAACACUCGCAGCACAACCUGCAACACAACUUCAAAAGCAACUUGCAGUGCAACCUUUAACCCAAACUGCAGCUCCGUCUGCAACUCCGCCUGCAACUCCGUCUGCAGCUCCGCCUGCAUCUCCGUCUGCAACUCCGUCUGCAGCUCCGUCUGCAUCCUUGUCUGCAGCUCCGUCUGCAAGUCCGUCUGCAACUCCGUCUGCAGCUCCGCCUGCAUCCUCGUCUGCCGCUCCGUCUGCAUCCUCGUCUGCCGCUCCGUCUACAUCCUCGUCUGCCGCUCCAUCUGCAGCUCCGUCUGCAUCCCCGUCUGCAGCUCCGUCUGCAACCCCGUCUGCAGCUCUGUCUGCAACCCCGUCUGCAGCUCUGUCUGCAACCCCGUCUGCAGCUCUGUCUGCAACCCCGUCUGCAGCUCUGUCUGCAUCCCCGUCUGCAGCUGCUGCACCUUUAGAGGAGCGACUCAAAAGCAGCUCGAACCCAAAACAGCUCCAAGAACCUGCAGCCAUAAACCGACAACCAUCUCAUGGUGCAGAAGACAAAGCCGCCUUUCUGAAGCCGCACGACUCCGAGCAGCUGAAAGCUCCUGCAGCCGAGUCCAAAGCCAAAGCUCCGCCCCCUAAACCUCUGAAGGCCGCGGCUCCAACAGCAGCCUUCAGACCCAAAGACCUCUCACCCAAAAUCCAUCUGGACCCCAAACCUGCAGCACAGACGCCGCCCUGCGCCUCCCAGCCCGACCCGCAGAAACCUGCAGCGAAGAACUUCAAACCCGACGGCCAGAAGGUCCCAGAAACCAGAACCGGCGCCGACAGGCAGCCGCUGUCCAGCCGGAAGGAGCCGGCCGACAGGAAGAAGAAGGAGGAAGUCCCGCCUCCGCAGAAAAACGCUAAAAGAGAUUCAAACCGGGCGUCUCCGUCUGCCGACAAAGACAAAUGUCGGCAGCAGAAGGAGUCGCCGCGCAGCAACAGGAAGUGACAUCAGACCCAGUAAGGACACAUCGCAGCAUCACCGCGCUUUCUUUAGUUUUUGUUUCAGGACCGGGCAAGCUGUUCCACGCCGACGUCUGUGCUCUGAAUGUACCGUUCGUUUGUUUGGUUUCAGCCGAACUUUGUGCAAUCCGUGAUCAGCGGCUUCGAGCCCGGAAACCGGUGCCAUAAAAGAUUGAAGCGGAGGUCGGCGUCGACGCUCCGUCAUCUUAAAAAAAAAAAAAGAAAAUCCAGAUUUAAUCUAAAUCCGAAACGAGUGAAGGGGCCUUAGAUUCACGGGGAAUAAUUUGCUGACAUUCCUUUGACAUCUGUACAUAUGGAUUUUUAUGCAAUAUUGUGUAAAUAGUGAAAACACGGGGCUGACACGAUUGUCUUAUGUGAAGAUUCUGUGCUUGAAAAUGUUAAAAAGCUACGAGGAGAGGAAGAAGCUGGAGGGUGUUUCUGAAAAUGUAGCAUUAGAGGAACCUUUGAAUGUUUGCAGGCGGUUAAUCUGAGGAGGUAAAACGUUUGAGCAUCUCAUCCAUCACUUAAAUAUGAUGUCCGUGUGAAAUCCUCCAUACGAACCCCUGCUUGUGUCCCUUCCACCUCUCUGGGUUUUAGAGGCCUUGUUUUGAAGCCUGUAGUGUCAGCAGGAGGAGAAAAACUGGCUGUGAUGUUGGAGGUAACGACUGACUCGUCCGAACUGUGAGAACAGAAGCACCUUACGGAAACCCGGCGAUCAAAUCCUCGAAGCACAUCAGUGUUUGUUUACAAAGCAUCGUGGAUGUAUAUUUUGUAUAUUGUCGAGUUGCCAAAACCUGUGAGAUGACGUCGCUUCUAGCCGUGUUGCUCCGUUGGCCUCUGGGAUGUUCGUCUGUGCCGUGAUCGCUGUCCGCUCUCCGUUCUCUUCCUUCCUCUGUGCAAAACUAAAAGUGUUUCGAUGAACAUGGUUUGUCUUUUAGAAAAUGUGCAAUAAAAGUGUUCUGAGUUUUUGUAUUUUCCGAGAAGGAAAGCUCUAUGGAUGUCAUAGAUGUUGUAUAUUAACAGAUAUUUAUACUUAUGUUGCGUAAAACUGAAAAUAAAAUGAAAUUCUGAGAUUU
Molecule: messenger RNA, 8349 nt
Organism: Oryzias melastigma (Indian medaka)
Lineage: Eukaryota; Metazoa; Chordata; Actinopteri; Beloniformes; Adrianichthyidae
Gene: mast4
Product: microtubule associated serine/threonine kinase family member 4
Biological process (GO): intracellular signal transduction; peptidyl-serine phosphorylation
Molecular function (GO): protein serine/threonine kinase activity; ATP binding; magnesium ion binding
Source: RefSeq, a predicted model, not a curated record